Molecule: messenger RNA, 735 nt
Organism: Beta vulgaris subsp. vulgaris (sugar beet)
Lineage: Eukaryota; Viridiplantae; Streptophyta; Magnoliopsida; Caryophyllales; Amaranthaceae
Exons: 4
Coding region: 1-735 (244 amino acids)
Molecular function (GO): nucleic acid binding
Source: RefSeq, a predicted model, not a curated record
AUGGCGGCAGAUGCUUUAUCUAGGAGGCACUCUCUACUUGGAGUGAAGAGUUCGAGACUCCUUGGGUUCGAAUUCGUGAAGGAAUACUACAAGGAGGAUGAGAAGUUCAAGGGGGUAUUGAAGGAGUGUUCCAAGGGAUCACAUGGUGCUUAUAUGAUGCAAGGGGACGUUCAAGGUGUUAUCUCACGUUGUGCUACAUAUCAAAAAUCAAGAGAUCUUUUCACCAAGACUUUGUGGGAGCUCCUUGGUACCAAGUUAUGCUUUAGCACAUCACGUCAUCCUCAAACUGAUGGGCAAACUGAAAUCACACAUUGUACUUUAGGCACCUUACUUCGAGGAUUAGUUAGCAAGAGUACCAAGGAUUGGGAUGUGAAGCUUUCAUAUGCUGAAUUUGCUUAUAAUAGGUCACCUACAUAUGCCACAAGAUGUUCUCCCUUCGAGGUUGUCUAUGGUGUUAAUCCUAGGGUGCCUAUUGAUCUUUUUCCCUUUCCUAAUGAUGAGGUUUACCAUGUUGAUGAAGGAGGAACUCCUGGCCUUCACAAGAAUAAGCUCAUGCCACACUCAGAUGGUCCAUUUAAGAUUGUGGAGAAGAUAAAUGAUAAUGCCUUCAAGCUUGCCUUACCUGGAGACUACCAAGGUGUGGCAUGGAGUAGGCGUGUGCAUGGCAUUCUUAGAGUUCUAAUUCUGUUAGGACUCAAACUAUCUUUAUUGCUUUCCGAGUUGUAUUGGUAUUAG